Molecule: messenger RNA, 2490 nt
Organism: Trypanosoma rangeli
Lineage: Eukaryota; Euglenozoa; Kinetoplastea; Trypanosomatida; Trypanosomatidae
Exons: 1
Coding region: 1-2490 (829 amino acids)
Source: RefSeq, a predicted model, not a curated record
AUGAGUGAGGGAGCGGACGUUGGAGAGGAUACCGGCGGCACAUGCGACAGCUGCGUGCCCUCCACAGCAAACAAGGAGAAUGGGGUAGGCGUGGCGAACCUGUACUACUCUGCGCUUGGGGCGAAGGGCGUAGCCUCCGCCGCCACACAAUGCGAGGGGUGGGGCCGUCACUUCCAUCAUUCCAGUAGCGGGGGCGGUUUUGCCACUCCCUUCGCGCUCUCCAGCACCCUCGCCCCGCACAGCACCUUAACCCCAGCCGCGGCAAAGACGACGGAAGGGGUGACACAAAAGUCACUUUCGUUGGAGACGACGGAGCCCGACAGCACCAUGUCUGAGUGUCUCUCCAGCCUCAUGAGCGAGUUUGGACGAACACGACGGCGACGGCGACGCGAGCAGCUGACUCUUGAGAACUCCGUCGACGGGGAGAAGCAGGUGCACGAUCUGGAGCAGGCUCUCCAAAGCUUAGAAGAAAUGCAGCGGGAGAACAAGGAACGGAUGCGGCUUGGGGUUUCCUAUGCGUCCUGUAAUAGGACGUGGUCUCCCAACGAGAGAAACCCGGAGGUCUCCGAGAGACCAGGGAAACAUUUGGUUCAUUUUUUUCGCACACAGUCAGUUGACGGCUUGGUGAUCUGUGAGAAGCCAAAACGUUGUGCACUGAAACGCGUGAUGACAUCCUCAGCGAUGCCUGAGCCAAACCCAACGACACCAAUACCCGUACCGCUCCAAACACAACAUGAGAACUCUCCCAUUCAUGGCAAGUCUUCAUCGCCGCCGAACAGACGUGUGAGCUCCGCAAUCACAAAAGCGAGUGGAUUUUGGCUAGAUGAAUCUCGAGAAUUUGACACGCCGUUUGCUAGGAAAGAAUCCAAGUUGCAGACGUCACCGUCUCUAACGACAAAAGUUGCAAGGGAGUCAACGGGCACCGCGGAGAAGCAUGCAGUGCCGCCACGAAGCAACCCUUCUCCGCCGUCAAGGGGCCUUGCUACACCCCACAGAGUCAGCAGUGGGGGGGGCCCUCAUCGGCCCAGCACGGAGGAAAAAAAGGCCGUAAAUAGUCACUGUAGCCUUGAAAGCAUCACGAAUGGGGUUGACGCAGAGGGGAAGUGGUGCGCGUCACCAGUGAUCGACGAUGGCAAAGGCACGUGUGGGGAGACAAAUAGCGGUAAAAAAGCCAAUAGCGGGAAAAGGUGUUUGUUACGCCGUGUAGGGCGUUCUACAUCCCCGCCGAUUAUUAUUUUGACGGUGGACUCUAGAAGGAACAUGGGAGAGGAGAAUGCUAGGCGGCUGCUGAGUGCAGAGCCAAUACGGUCUCCAGAGCUGCUUGCACGACUCAUGCCACAUAACUCUUCUGCUUCUGCACGCCCAGCAGUGAAUAAUGUGCCAAAAAAGCAUUCACCAGAGAAAGCGGCGACGCGAUCAGUAAUUGUGAAGUCCAUGCCACGAUCACCCAUUGAGGAGGCAGUGUCACAAUUACCCACCACGAAGGCCGCGUCUCGAUCACCCACUACGAAGGAGCUGCUAUCAGACACACGAGCAGCAAUGACAUCAGAAUCCACAACUAAAACAGUAGCGGCAACAACAGCGGCGACAGCAGCGGCAACAACAGCCGCAACGGCAGCGGCAAAAGCAACCGUGCCAAAGGAUUCUCCACCGCGGGAAGCCGCAAAGACCCGCGUACCAAUCCAGACAAGAAAUUCUUUCCUGGGAAUGGCUCCUGCGGCUCCGGCUGUUUCCUCUGUUGUUGCCGACAAGCCAAAGGUGGAGGAACGUCAGGCGCCGUGGCGUCAGCCUGCUUCACAGGCCACACAACCAUCACUGGGCAAGUAUUCUGAGGUGUUGGAGGUGCUAGUCUCCACCGGGGCGGCGUCUAAAACGUCGACGUCACCCACUGACAGAAAUGCAGCUAGUUUUCCCAUGAGCAAACAGCGGAAAAUCAAGACUACUAAUGGGUUGCCGAAGACCACUGUUGUCUUUUCAGUAGAACCGAAAACGAAGACGCGUUCACAACCGGAAACUCAUCUUGGAGGUUCAGUUCACGCUCCGCUUGCUGUGAUGGGGCAGGCGGCUGCGGCUACAAUGCGACGCAGGGCAAGUGGGGCGGCCACCCGAUUUACGUCUUGGUGUCGUGACGAGCCUGCCUCUGCACUGGAUAAGGAUGUGCAUCGUGGUACGAAGGGUAAAUCAUCGAUGCACAGCUCGGAGGCAGGCUCCAGUGCGCCAAAGCCGCCCACUUUGCAGCAACUUUCAAGAAGACGAAAGAGUUUGUCAGUAUUGACGUAUGAAUCUUCGUUUGAGCGUGAUGCCUGCGGCCCCUUAAAUACCGAUCGUCGAAGGGCCAAUAGAGUCAGGGCUGUGAGAUGCGGUCCCAUUGGGGAAAUUCAGUCGCCCAAGCAACUCGUUCCAUUUUGUACGGAGUGUGGAAAACGACACCUUAGUGAGAAGGUUAAGUUUUGUGCCUUUUGCGGUCAUAAGCGUGAGUCUGUGGGGUGA